Pangasianodon hypophthalmus (striped catfish) is the source of this 4171-nucleotide messenger RNA. RefSeq names its product cingulin (gene cgna). Gene Ontology annotation, cellular component: myosin complex. The record is from RefSeq and is a predicted model, not a curated record. Lineage: Eukaryota; Metazoa; Chordata; Actinopteri; Siluriformes; Pangasiidae. The transcript is spliced from 21 exons. Bases 162 to 3641 code for a protein of 1159 amino acids.
AAAAGGUAACAGGUUGUAUUUGGCAAGCACUUCACUCAUUCAAGGUUGUUGGUUUGUGUCAUGGAAGCUGUCACUGAAACACAUUUCAUGAAGAGAGCUACAGAAGUGGAUAGAAAACGCACUAACUAACACCAGCUUGCACACUUCACACCGACUGUAGCAUGUCUGCAUCAGCCUCGGGUAGAAAAACCCCAGUGGAUUAUGGGGUUCAGAUCCGCUUCAUAAAUGACCUGCAAGAUACAGGAGGUGGAGGGCGUCGAGACGGCUCGGGGAAAUCCUCGUCCCGCUAUGGCGUGGCUGUCAGGGUGCAGGGCAUCGCGGGCCAGCCAUAUGUAGUGCUCAAGGAUGGAAAGAAGGGAGACUCUUAUGGAGUUCAGCUCCGAAACCCAUCUUACAACAGCUUGCCCAGGAGGCGGGAGGAUGGAAUAGAGGAUGGUCAGUAUCUUUCCACCUCAGACGGCAGCUCGUUGCGACGGGCUCAGUCUCACGGCUCUCUGCUGGACCGAGAGAGUGACUACAACAACUCCGUAAACGAGUUUAGGCGCCCUAAUGGAGAUGGGCGCUCGGGCAGCUAUGCCAACUUGGAUGGCAGGAUCGGCGUAGGAAUGGAAAGGAACCAGUGGGGAGGCUCCCACCAAGCAGGGCUGAACGGCUCUUUAGAGAAGGAAAAUCUGAGAGGACUAGGCAGCUACUAUGAAUCUUCUUCUGACGCUGUUAAAACUCCACGUGACAGACGCACCAAAAGUGGAGGAAGCAGUUCUGCUGGACAAGCUGGCGGUGUCGGGGGCUCCUCCAGGGGGCGCACUCCUGGUGUCAGUGCAGGAAACGGGCCUAAUGCUGCAACUUCUGUCCUUUCUUCUGCUCAGCUAGUGCCUCCAAAUGAAUAUACUUCUCCUCCAUCAUCCUCACCUGCUUCAGGUUACAGCAGACCGAGCCGAACCUCCGGAUCUUCCAAGAUUACAGCCAUGCCUUCCUCUGAUUUAAAUAAUGAUUGGUCCACAGUAGAUGCGCAUGUGACUCCUGAUCUUUUGAUGGAUCAAAGUCAGAGCUCAGGGUCGGAGUUCAGCAGCGAGGAGGAUCAGAUCCAGCAGAUAAUCUAUGGUGUUCUACGACAGGGGAGCAGCGAUAGCGAUGCUGCAAUCAAACGCAGAGUGCGAGUCAUCUGCGAUAAGAUCCAGGGGCUUAAGAUGAACAGAUCAGACCUUGUACUUAAGGCAGAGCUGGAACAGAGUCUGGAUGAAAAUAUUAAUCUGCAGGAACAGCUGAACAGGAAGAAGACGGAGUUAGAUCAGACACAUUCUGAAAUGAUUCAGUUACGUAUGGACAGAGAGAAUGCUGAGUCUCGUGUCAGACAGCUAGAGGACCAACUGACAGGGCUGCAAGAGGAGCUGAGGAGAGAGACGGGCAACAGAGCAGAGACGGACGUGAUGCAAGCGGAGUUGCUGGACCUGCGCAAUGAACUGGCUGAUAUGGUAGCACGUCACCAGAGGCUGGAGGACGCUCUGAGACAGAGAGAGCGGGAGCUGACUGCACUGAAAGGUGCCCUGAAGGAGGAGGUGUCCACCCAUGACAGAGAGAUGGAAACUCUUCGACAACAAUACAGCCAAGACAUGGAGAAACUAAGAACCAGCAUGGCACAGGUUUCUCAGUCUCAGGCAAGCAUAGAAGCAGAGCGCCAGCGUGUGAACUCUACAGUACGCUCCCUACAGCAACAGCUGGAGGAGAGCAAAGAGGAAGCCAGCCAUUGGAGGGAGCAGUUCCAGAGCACCAGAGAUGAGCUUCGCAGCACCAAACAAGAGCUUCUCCAGGCUCGUUUAGAUAAAGAAGAGUUUGAAGAGGAGCUAAAGGAGCUUCAGGAGAGACUGAACACAAUGAAACGGCAGAUCCCUGAUGAGAAACAAAGUGAAACUCUCAACCAGGAGCUGGAGCGUUGCCGUGCAUCCCUGAAGCAAGCAGAAGCCGAGGUAGAGAAACUAAAGAGGGACCUCGACAAGAAGACUAUGGAAAUUAUUUCAUUGAAGAAGACCAAUCAGGAACUGGAUGCCGAGCAAAAAUAUGAGAUCAACAGGCUAAAGGACCAAUCACGGAAAGAUAAGGAGGAGCUGACUAAAGCUCAUGAGAAAACCAAGCAGCUUGCCGAUCCUGCACUGGUGGAGUCUCUGCGUGGGGAAAUGCGUGCUGUACGUGGAGAGGCAGAGCGUCUGCGCAGUCAGCUGCUUUUGGCUGAGGAGGAUCUACAGAAAGAAAGAGAUAGACUCGCCUCAUCCCAAUCAGAAAUGAACACGGUCUCAAAUGAACGAGAGGCAAUGGAGGAGGCUAAUGCACGCCUCAAAGACAAACUUGCACGUCUGGAGUCCACUCUGCAACAACAAGUUUCACAGAACCUGGAGGAAGAGCAGGAGCUGCAGUCGGAGAACAGGAAGCUGAGGCAGCAGCUGGAAGAGGCCAAACGCAGCAGCACCAAACUGAGCCAGGAAAAAGAAGAAGCACUGAGAGCACUGGAGGAGCGGGACAAGGAGAGGGAUGCUCUCCGCAAGGAAAACACACAGCUGGACGAACAAAAGAAACAGCACGAAAAGACAGUGGACAAACUCAACAAAGAGAUCGAGCGGUUGGCUGCUGAUUCGAGUGUGUCUGUGCGACUGGUACAGUCUCAGUUUGAUGAGCAGAAAGAAAAGUGGAAGAAGGAGCAGCAGGAACUGCAGAAGAUCAACAAGGAGAAAAUCAGUGAGCUGGAAAAAACCCAGAUCACUCUGCGAUCUCUCCAGGAGGAGUUGUCUCGUCAGAAGAAAGAGCUGCAGUCGUUCUGUGAGGAAAAGGAUAAUGCUGUUCUGGACAGAGAGAUGUUCAUAAACCGCAUCAAACACCUGGAGGGAGAGCUGGAGAGCCAACGCAACACAUUCAACGAUCGUGCCCGUGACAUACGCAGCAUGGAGGAUAAAGUGAAGCGCUUAGAGCUGGAGCUGGAUGAGGAAAAGAACAGCGUGGAGCUUCUCACAGACAGAGUAACCAGGAGCCGAGACCAGAUUGAGCAGCUGCGUUCAGAGCUAAUGCAGGAAAGAUCAUCCAAACAAGACCUAGAGCUGGACAAAAAUGCCCUGGAGAGACAGCUAAAGGAGUAUAAAUCCCGUAUAAAAGAUAUGGAGGGCCAGUCCCGUAGUUCCACUAAUGUUUCUCAGCUAGAGAGCAAACUACAGGAUUUGGAGGAGCGGCUACGUAAUGAAGAAAGAGAUAAAACUGCAGCACUGUCCUCACAACGCCGCCUGGAGAGGAAGUUGAAAGAGCUGACCAUGACCCUGGAUGAGGAUAGACAGCAGAUCACUGAGCAGAGAGACCAGCUUGCUCUGCGUGUGAAGGCAUUGAAGAGGCAGGUGGAUGAGGGAGAGGAAGAGAUAGAGCGGAUGGAGGGAUUGCGGAGGAAAGCAGUAAGAGACAUGGAGGAGCAAAUGGAACAAAAAGAUGCAUUGCAGACUCGAGUCACAGCACUGGAGAAUGAACUCAAGAGGAAGAUCCAGCAAGCCCGACACGUAUCAGUGGGCUCACCAGGUCUCAGCUCAGAUGAUGACGAUGAAGGCCUGUUUGACUCAUCCACCAUCACCUCCAUCCUCACAGAGAGCAAUCUACAGACCAGCUCCUGCUAGAUGGACAAGUGCACUCUGUGAUGAUUUGGGUGAAUGAGGAGUGACAUCAGAAAAUGAGAGACACUUUACACAGGUGGGAUUAGGGCAAGACUGAUUUUACUGUAUGCCUUUUGGCUCUGUUGUAAAUACUGGAAGUCAGAGGGAGUAAAAUUUAUUUAAUUGAGCGAGCCUUAUGAAGAAGUGGACACGCACUGUACAAACAUGCAUACUGUGCAAAGACUAAGAGCUGAAUAGAAAAUUUAUUUAGUUCAAAGUGUUUUGUAGUUUGCACUUACCUGUAUUCCAUAUAUACUAUAGUACUAUCGAUGUGAUGUGACUAGCUGUGUUGAGCAUAACUAUUAUUUAGCUGCGACUCUGAAAAUCGUUGAGUUUUAGUUAAGGAGUUUUGCAAGGAAAGCACAGCUAUCUUUCAAGAUGCUAUAUAUAUCUCUGACACACGCGUUGUGUUUGAUGCAACUUUGCAUGAAUCCUCAAUUUUUUUUUUUAUCUUAAACAAAUGUGUGUGUGUGUGUGUGUAUGUGUAUAUAUAU